Acanthoscelides obtectus is the source of this 1279-nucleotide messenger RNA. Lineage: Eukaryota; Metazoa; Arthropoda; Insecta; Coleoptera; Chrysomelidae. The record is from the annotation of a GenBank genome assembly.
AACAAAGGUAACGUAAAACACAUUUGUCGUGAAUAUGAAUCGAGCUUUGGUAUAUUGCGUAUUUGGGUUAUGGUUUCAUCCAGUUUUGCUGGAAGCUGCUCAUAAUGCUCCUAAUUGUGGAAAGCCUUUAGGGGGAAACAAUUUUCCAUCAGAUAGAAUCGUCGGAGGAUAUGACGUGGGCUACUAUCGUUAUCCCUGGUUUGCAGCUUUGAUUAGGUACAAUGAAGUGUCAUGCGGAGGGGCUCUGAUUGGUCCAAGAACUGUAAUCACAGCGGCACAUUGCUACAAAGAGUUCCUGACUUUGGCAAGUAAAGGGGAUCUUAAGUUAGAAUCGAUCUACAACGUGAAACUAGGCGUUUACAAUAUUUGUACCACUGAAUCGAUUCAAACAGAAUACAGGGUGGAAAAAGUGCAAGUACACGAGUUAUACAAUCAGAAAAAACCAUAUUACGAUAUAUGCUUGCUAACUUUAGCAAAUGAAACUCGUAGCUUCAGACCAAUCUGCCUUCCACAAUUUGAAAUGUCAAAGAGAUACAAAGAUGGUUAUGUGCCAGGUCUAGGCACACUGCGAUACAGAGGUGCCAUGCCGUGCACAGUUCAUGAGGCUAGGCUGUUGAUUUUUAAUGAUUCUGAUUGCCUAGCAAUGAUCAACAAGACUGGGAACGAUUUGAACAGUUUUAAGAAUGCUUUCUGCGCUGGGUAUACUCAGGGUGGUAUCGAUACCUGUCAGGGAGACAGCGGAGGGCCACUUCAAGUGCAAAAUGGGCAAGGAUUAUACGUACUUUUAGGUAUUGUAUCGUACGGAUUUCGAUGUGCGUCACCCGGGAUGUUGGGCAUUUAUACCGACGUAUCCAAAUACCUAGACUGGAUUCAAGAAAAGUCUGGAUUAGACGCUGGGAUUGUCAAUUUAAUUUAUAACAUAACUUCGCCUAUUACAACUCGUCCAACUAAACCUAGCCACAAGAGGAAACCGCAAAGAAGACCGCAUAAAAAGCCUAUCAGAAUCAUCAUCUAUUAGGAUCUCAUUAUCUGCUAUAAGAAUCUGAUCCUUCAAAUAAAACCAAAAAUAUAUAAAUAAUAUUUCAUACAGGUCAAAUACUAGGUCUUUUGUCUUUUGUACACAAACACUGAUUAAACAGGAAAGAAGCAACAGUAGGCCCCCUCUCAAAACAGGGCUCUUGCACCAAGUUCAGCUUCUUUACUCAUUUUGAAAAAAUGCUAUAUUUAUUGUCGCAAUGUCUUACAAAAUUAAUACACAGGUUGGCUUAUAGUACCAUGU